Messenger RNA from Gastrolobium bilobum, 2478 nucleotides. Its product is annotated as paired amphipathic helix protein Sin3-like 2. Gene Ontology annotation, cellular component: chromatin; histone deacetylase complex. The transcript is spliced from 2 exons. NCBI's taxonomy places the organism in Eukaryota, Viridiplantae, Streptophyta, Magnoliopsida, Fabales, Fabaceae. Gene Ontology annotation, biological process: negative regulation of transcription by RNA polymerase II. Bases 1 to 1545 code for a protein of 514 amino acids. Gene Ontology annotation, molecular function: transcription corepressor activity. The record is from RefSeq and is a predicted model, not a curated record.
AUGAAGAGAGUAAGGGAUGAGGCUCCUCCAAAGAAAACGGUUGAAUUUGAAGAAGCUAUUAGUUUUGUGAACAAGAUAAAGAAACGAUUCCAAAGUGAUGAGCAUGUUUACAAAUCGUUCUUGAACAUUUCCAAUAUGUACCGCAAAGAGCAUAAGGACAUAGGUGAAAUUUAUAGUGAGGUUGCUACCCUGUUUAAGGAUCAUCGAGAUUUGCUUGAGGAGUUCACUAGAUUCUUACCAGAUAGUUUCGCAGCACCUUCUACACAGCAUGCUCCGGAUGCUCGAAAUUCAUUGCAGCGCUUUAGUGAGCGGAGUUCUAUGGCACCCAUGAUGCGGCAAAUGCAAGUAUAUCGACGAAAGAGGCUUCCUUCUCAUGAUCGUGAGCGUGAUCUGAGUGUUGAACACCCUGAGAUGGAUGAUGACAACACAAUGAUGAACAUGCACAAGAAGCGGAGGAAACGUGAGAGUAAGGAUAUGAGGAUUAAUCGUGAUCAGGAUGAGAGAGAACCUGAUAAUAAUAACAGCAGGGAUUUGAACUUGCAGCGCUUUCAUGAGAAAAAGAAAUCUGUCAAGAAAGCUGAAGGUUUUGGGUUGGCUUCAGACUUUUCUUCUAAGGAAGACAAGGAUACCUUAAAGAACAUGUAUAGUCAAGCAUUCAGUUUCUUUGAGAAAGUUAAGGAGAAGUUGAACAGUGCUGAUGACUACCAAGCUUUCUUGAAGUGCCUUCAUAAUUUUUUCGUCAGUGAAAUAAUAAAAAGGAAUGAAUUGCAAAAUUUGGUAACCGAUUUACUUGGAAAGCAUCUUGAUCUUAUGGUGGAAUUCAAUGAUUUCCUGGAGUGUUUGGAAAAUAUUGAUGGGUUCCUUGCUGGUGUCAUGAGUAAAAAGUCACUAAGAUCAUCAAAGUUGGAGGACAAAGACAAAGACAAAGAGCAGAAGCGUGAGAUGGAUGGAGCUAAAGAGAAGGAAAGAUACAGGGAGAAGGAGUACAUGGGAAAAUCCAUUCAAGAACUUGACCUCAGUGACUGUAAACGUUGCACUCCCAGCUACCGGCUUCUACCUGCUGAUUAUCCAAUUCCUACAGCUAGUCAGAGAUCUGAGCUUGGUGCUCAAGUAUUGAAUGAUCACUGGGUAUCUGUGAGUUCAGGAAGUGAGGAUUACUCUUCCGAACAUAUGUGCAGGAAUCAGUACGAAGAGAGCUUGUUCAGAUGUGAAGAUGACAGAUUUGAGCUGGACAUGUUAUUAGAGUCUGUGAGUUCUGCAGCUAAACGUGCAGAGGAAUUAUAUAAUAACAUGAAUGAAAAUAAGAUCAAUAUGGAGACUCUGAACCGUAUUGAAGAUUACUUUACUGUUCAAAAUUUAAGGUGCAUUGAACGUCUAUAUGGUGACCAUGGUCUUGACGUUAUAGACAUAUUGCGUAAAAACCCAACUCGUGCGCUCCCUGUAAUAUUGACUCGACUGAAGCAGAAACAGGAGGAAUGGAGUCGGUGUCGUUCAGAUUUCAAUAAAGUUUGGGCUGAAAUUUAUUCUAAAAAUCACUUAAAGUGAAGCAGCAGAAAGAGGAUGAUAUUCUUCAGUCUACUAUUGCAGCUGGAAACAAAUUAGUUCGGUAUUCAUGUGAUAUGAGAGUAUGAAUGAGGCUGAUGGUAGAGUAACUGAGGUAAAGAAUGUUCACCGGACUAGUGUAGCAGCCAGUGAUAAAGAAAAUGGAUUAUUUUUUGGAAGCUUCACAAGCUUCCACAAGCAGCCAGUGAUUUUGGUUUUUCUGUUUAUGUUUACUCACUUCAAUUCUUUUUCAUUACUGGUUUAAUGAAUUUUAUUCAAGGUUAAAAUAAUAAUAAUUAAAAUUGGUUCUUUUUCACUUCAAUUCUUUUUCACUUCGGUAUACGGGGUUCUAUUAUUUUUGUCACUUCAACCUUUGAACCGGAAAGAACAAACUCAAAAAUUGAGUUUUUUGAUCUAUCUACAAAUGUUAUUAUUUGUUUGUUUUAUAAAUCAAUAUGUAAAAAGUUCGAGUAAUAAGGGACUCGAUUAUAUUUAAGUGAAGUCUUAAUUGUGAAAACGAAAAAACAGACAUUAAGAGAAUAUUGUUCCUUUGAGUAAGUUCACUCGACUCAACUCGAAAUAAUUGAAAUUCAAUGUAUUUUUUAAAUACUAAGAGUUUCUGGAAGAAAAAAAGUUGCGGGUUUUUUUCUACCAAUUGGGGCCCUCCCUUCACCACCCCUUUGUUUUAUAAAGAACAAUGGACUAUCAAGCCUCUCAGUUGGGGCGGUUAUAUUUAUUAUAUUUUAGACGUACCACCCUUACUAUCUAAUUAUUUAUCAAAGUCGAAAUCAGCAAUAGUUUUUUUUUUCUUUCUAUUUUUUUAUUAUUGAUUUCAAAUUGAUAUAACAAUAACCAAUCAAAUAAUAAGAGUGAUAAGUCUAAAAUAAUAAUAAAUAUAACUUUCUCCGCUUCUCAAUUCGCUAUAACCUUUUUUUC